AUGAAGAAACCGGCCCCGGGCGGAGGUGCCCUGCCCUCCAGAUCGGGCCCGUUCAACGAUGACUUCCGCACGAGCAAGAAAGACAAGCGCCAGAUCAAGCAUGCGGCGUUGAUGUCCAAGAUUGAAAAGACCCAGAAGCCGAAACGCCGGCGCCCGUCGAAAAAACUUGCAGCGAACCUGGAAUCACUGGCCGAUGCGCUGCCUGAAGCCGAGGAAGCCGGCGAUGCAUCGAGUCAAGUGAAUAUGAUCAAACAGAAGACUUUGAAGCACAAGCCCGGGGCCAUGAAGCAGAGGGAGAAGCUCGAAAAGGUCGAACGGGAUCGAUUUGCAAAGAACAUGGCCCAGAUGUCUAGCCUCACACCACCUGCCAACAACGCUGGGUCCAACCCGGAUGCGAGUACGACGACCAGUCGAUGGUCCGCCCUGCGGAACUUCAUCUCGUCUACAAUGGAGCAGCAGCCUGUAUUCAAGGGGAACAAAUGA
Penicillium riverlandense is the source of this 483-nucleotide messenger RNA. Its product is annotated as FAM207/SLX9 family protein. Gene Ontology annotation, biological process: maturation of SSU-rRNA from tricistronic rRNA transcript (SSU-rRNA, 5.8S rRNA, LSU-rRNA). The coding region runs from base 1 to 483 and encodes 160 amino acids. Gene Ontology annotation, cellular component: preribosome, small subunit precursor; 90S preribosome; nucleolus. Lineage: Eukaryota; Fungi; Ascomycota; Eurotiomycetes; Eurotiales; Aspergillaceae. The record is from RefSeq and is a predicted model, not a curated record. The transcript has a single exon.